Molecule: messenger RNA, 1236 nt
Organism: Helianthus annuus (common sunflower)
Lineage: Eukaryota; Viridiplantae; Streptophyta; Magnoliopsida; Asterales; Asteraceae
Product: putative receptor-like protein kinase At3g47110
Exons: 1
Coding region: 1-1236 (411 amino acids)
Molecular function (GO): protein binding
Source: RefSeq, a predicted model, not a curated record
AUGAUUUCAAUGCAACCGAUCCCAUCUUCCUCUCCUAUGCGUUUCCUCUUUUACGUUAUUCUUGUUAUAUUUCUAACUUCCACGUCCAUCUCAUCUUCCUAUGACGGUGGAAAUGAGACCGAUCAUCACGCUUUGCUCAAGAUCAAGUCAAUGAUCACUCGAGAUCCAUAUGGAGCUUUAACUUCAUGGAACACCUCCCUUCAUUUUUGUGAUUGGUAUGGUGUUAAAUGUGGGAAGCGACAUAGAAGGGUGACUUUUGUAGCACUACAGUCGCUGGGUCUAGAAGGCUCUUUGUCUCCUCAUGUAGGGAACCUCAGCUUCCUCCGUGUGUUUUCUCUCGCUAACAAUAGCUUUCAAGGAGCCAUCCCUCAUGAAAUCGGUAAUCUAAAUAGGCUGACUAUUCUUUAUCUUGGUGCAAACACAUUCAACGGAGUCAUUCCAACUAAUUUGUCUGGUUGUUUAAACCUUCAAAAGCUUGAUCUAUCUAGAAACAAGCUAGUUGGAAGCAUACCCAAAGAGAUCAGCUUCCUCUCCAAACUUUCUUUUCUUUCACUUGGUCUUAAUAAGUUAACAGGUGGAAUCCCGCCUUUCUUGGGGAACAUUACGUCGAUGGAAACGUUCAGUGUUGUUAGAAAUCCGGUGGGUGGGAUCAUUCCAGACACCUUAGGUAAUUGGAAAAAAUUAGUAGGAUUUCACUCUGGUGGUUGUAAUCUAUCUGGGUCCAUCCCUCAUUCCAUUUAUAACCUUUCACUUCUAGCUAACUUUAUCUUGUUUGAGAAUCAACUAACUGGUAGUCUUCCUCGAGGUAUAGGUGCAAUGUUCUCUCAUCUUGAAAUCCUAGAAUUAAAUUAUAACCAGUUGACGGGACCACUUCCAUCAUGGAUAUCUAAUUGCUCGAAACUAAGAGGCCUUGAUAUGACAGAUAACAUGUUUAGUGGGAAGUUGACGAUCGACUUUUCAAAACUAGGAGAUAUUGAGGGGAUAUACUUAAGUUUCAACAACUUUGGAAGUAGUGAAGCUGAUGAAAUGAAUUUUAUUGAUUCUUUGAAGAACUGCACCAAGUUAGAUGAUUUGGAUCUAGUUUUUUGCAAGUUUCAAGGAGUGCUCCCUAGAUCAAUUGGUAACCUUUCUGAUCAACUCCGGUAUCUGGCUCUGUACGGAAAUAAUUUACAUGGAAACCUCCCCACGUCAAUUGGUAAUCUAGUUGGCUUGGCUGGUUUACUUUUAGGUUAUUAA